CCAUCAGAGGAGCUCUUCGAAUGGCGUCGCUCUCGCUCAUCACGUUCUUGACUGGGGGACCGUCUCUUCUUUCUGCGUGGUUUAUGUGCAGCGGCGAUGGCUCCACCGGCAACGGCACCGGUACCGGCAGCAAGAGCAGCCUCAGCAAGAUCAAUAUCUCGAUCAGCAGAAGGCUCCUCAGCAGGUGCUUCUUCAGCGACAGGCUCUUCGACGGGAGCAGGUUCUUCAGCGGCGGGUUCGUCAGCGGGGGCUUCCUCUGCUGCCUCUUCUACAGCAGGUUCCUCGGCAGGAGCUUCUUCAGCGACGGGUUCUUCGACCGGAGCGGGUUCUUCAGCAGCAGGCUCUUCAGGAGCAGGUUCCUCAACCGGGGCAUCCUCCACAGGAGCUGGCUCUUCAGCUGGGGCAGCCUCUUCAACAGGAGCCUCUGGCUCUUCAACAGCAGGCGCUUCUUCAGUGACAGGUUCUUCGACAGGGGCAGGUUCUUCAGCAGGAGCUUCCUCCACAGGAGCCGGUUCUUCAGCAGGGGCUUCAUCCGCAGGAGCCGGUUCUUCAGCAGGGGCUUCAUCCGCAGCAGGUUCAUCGAUAGGAGCGGGCUCUUCAGCGGCGGGUUCUUCGGGGGCAGGUUCCUCGGCCGGGGCAUCCUCCACAGGAGCUGGCUCUUCAUCUGGGACAGCUUCUUCAGCGGGGGUUUCAUCUGCUACCUCUUCUACAACCGGUUCCGCAGCCGGUUCAUCAGCCGGAGCCUCUUCAGCUACAGCUUCAGGAGCUGGCUCUUCUGCCGGUAGGUCUUCAGCCUGUGCUUCAGGCGCUUCUUCCGCAGCGGGCUCUUCGGCAGGCGCUUCCUCUGUAGCCUCUGCAGCCGCGGGUGUCUCCUCAACAGGAGUCUCUUCAGUUGGUGCUUCUGCCUCUUCUGGAGCUUCUUCUGGGGCUGGAUUUUCUUCGGCUACUGGUUCGGGUUCGGGUUCUGCGGCGGCGGGCUCGUCGGUAGGAGGAGCUUCUUCUGUGACAUCUGCAGCAGGUUCUUCAGCCGGAACUUCCUCAGCAGGGGCCUCUUCAGCUUCUGCUGCAGCGGGCUCAUCUGCAGGAGGAUCUUCUGCCGGGGUUUCUUCCGCUGUAGCGGCUUCCUCAGCGGAAGCUUCCUCUGCAGCAGCAGGUUCAUCGGUGACAGGUUCUUCGGCGGGAGGAUCUUCAGCGGGAGCCUCUUCGGCUGGGACCUCAUCGGCAGCGGGUUCCUCGGCUGGAGCCUCCUCAGCGACAGGUUCUUCAGCGGGAGGAUCUUCGGAAGCAGGUUCCUCAGCUGGAGGGUCUUCAGCAGGAGCUUCUUCGGCUGGGACCUCCUCAGCAGCAGGUUCUUCGGUAGCUUCCUCGGCGGGAGCUUCUUCAGCAGCGGGUUCUCCGGCGGGGACUUCUCCGGCGGGCUCCUCUGGCGGAGCAGGAUCUUCUACUGGGGGUUCUUCUGCUGGAGCUUCUUCAGCAGCAGGUUCUUCGGCGGGAGGUUCUUCGGCAGGGGGUUCCUCUGCAGGUUGCUCCUCAGCGGGAGCCUCCUCUGCAGGCUCAGCUGGAGCAGGUUCUUCAGCCGGCGCAUCUGCAGCGGGAGCUUCUUCAGCCGGUGCUUCUUCUACCGGUGCUUCUUCAGCCGGCGCAUCUGCAGCGGGAGCUUCUUCAGCCGGUGCUUCUUCUGCCGGUGCUUCUUCUGCGGGCUCUGCUAGGGCUUCCUCUGCAGGUUCUGCCGGGGCAGGUUCUUCAGUAGGAGGAUCUUCGGCGGGGGGCUCCUCAGCGGGUUGUUCUUCAGCGGGAGGGUCUUCGCCCUCUACGGCGGGCGGAGCAUCUCCCUCGUUUGAUUCCGCGGGAGGGUCACCGGCGGGUUCAGCGGCGUCGGCGUCAGGAGCAGGCGGAGCUUCAUCUGCGACGGGGUUGAGUAAGGAUCAUUGUCGACACACCCAAAAAAGAUAGAUCCCCGCUCUCCCCUCUUGGGAGAGGAAGAGAAUUGAGUCUUCCACAUCCCUCCAGAGGAGUUAGGAAAAGAAGUUGUAGGUUUUACUCACCUCCGGCCUCGGCGGGGGGGCUACUUGAUCCUUCAUCUACUGGGGCAUCUUCAGCGGGAGGGGCAGGUUCGGCGGGGUUGUUGUCCUGAUCCUUAUUAUCGGGCGUCAGAUCGGAAGAAGAGGAAUCAUUGACAGGAUAAAACGAAGAUUGCAAGGUAUGACGGUCGAAGGUCUGGUAUUGACGCUCGAAUGUCUGAUA
This is a messenger RNA of Aspergillus wentii DTO 134E9, 2244 nucleotides long. RefSeq lists its product as uncharacterized. The record is from RefSeq and is a predicted model, not a curated record. NCBI's taxonomy places the organism in Eukaryota, Fungi, Ascomycota, Eurotiomycetes, Eurotiales, Aspergillaceae. Bases 97 to 1953 code for a protein of 618 amino acids. The transcript has a single exon.